Molecule: messenger RNA, 2509 nt
Organism: Ziziphus jujuba (common jujube)
Lineage: Eukaryota; Viridiplantae; Streptophyta; Magnoliopsida; Rosales; Rhamnaceae
Product: protein ETHYLENE INSENSITIVE 3
Exons: 2
Coding region: 407-2242 (611 amino acids)
Cellular component (GO): nucleus
Molecular function (GO): DNA binding; DNA-binding transcription factor activity
Source: RefSeq, a predicted model, not a curated record
UUAUAUACACAAUAAAUAAUAUAGCGUGUGUUUAUAUGUGUCUGUGUGUGUGUGUGUAUAUAUAUAUAUUAUUCAUCACUAAAAGCUCAAAGUCCUCACCUUUUUCCUCAAUUUUGGAAGUCUAUUUUAUUUUAUUCACCAAGGACAGCCCACCCAUCUCUCCCUUUCUCUCUCUCUCUCAAUAAAAAAACAAGAAGAUAAUGUCUUCCACUUUCUUUUUCUCUUUCUCAGAAAACUUCAUCUUUCAGUAUUGACUUUUAAGCUAUUGGGGGAGGAGGACCCAUUUCUGAGUUUCUUCAAUUGUUUUUUGUAGGUAAAAAGAAAAAAUAAAAUAAAAUAAAAUCAUUCCCAUUUAUCUGUAUAUUGUGCUCUGAGAUUGUCAAAUCCUUUGUUUAUUGUUGUGGGAAUGAUGAUGAUGUUCGAUGAGAUGGGACUCUGUGGUGAUCUGGAUUUCUUAUCUGCCCAUCAAGCGGGAGAAAUAGCUGUCCAACAGGCUGAACCGGAGGCCACUGGUGAGGAUGAUUAUAGUGAUGAGGAGAUAGAUGUAGACGAGCUUGAGAGGAGGAUGUGGAGGGACAAAAUGCGCCUCAAACGUCUCAAAGAACAAAGUAAGGGUAAGGAUGGGAUUGAAAUUGCAAAGCAACGACAGUCCCAAGAACAGGCAAGGAGGAAGAAAAUGUCAAGGGCUCAAGAUGGGAUCUUGAAAUACAUGUUGAAGAUGAUGGAAGUUUGCAAAGCUCAAGGCUUCGUUUAUGGUAUUAUUCCGGAGAAGGGAAAACCGGUUACUGGGGCAUCUGACAAUCUUCGAGAAUGGUGGAAAGAUAAAGUCAGGUUUGAUCGUAAUGGCCCGGCUGCCAUAGCCAAAUACCAAGCUGAUAAUUUAAUUCCUGGUCAGCAUGAUGGCUGUAACUCAAUUGGUCCAACCCCAAGGACCUUGCAAGAGCUCCAAGACACCACCCUUGGUUCUCUGCUAUCUGCCCUGAUGCAACACUGUGACCCUCCUCAGAGGCGAUUUCCCUUGGAGAAAGGUGUGCCUCCACCAUGGUGGCCUACAGGAAAUGAGGGUUGGUGGCCUCAGCUGGGUUUGCCAAAGGAUCAAGAACCUCCACCUUAUAAGAAGCCUCAUGAUUUGAAAAAAGCAUGGAAAGUAGGUGUUCUCACGGCUGUUAUCAAGCACAUAUCUCCUGAUAUUGCUAAGAUCCGGAAACUUGUUAGGCAAUCAAAGUGUUUGCAAGAUAAGAUGACGGCCAAGGAGAGUGCUACCUGGCUAGCCAUCAUUAACCAGGAGGAGGCCUUGGCGCGUGAGCUUUAUCCUGAUUCUUGCCCCACUCUCUCCUCGGCUGUGGGGAGUGGAUCUUUGGUGAUUAAUGAUUGCAGCGAGUAUGAUGUUGAAGGGGCUGAAGAUGAGCGGAGCUUUGACGUGCAGGAGUGCAAACCUGACAAGUUUAGUUCAUCCAAAUUUGGGAUUGAGAGAAUGAGGGAAGGGCUUUCUCUUCAUCAGACACCUUAUCCAAUUAAGGGAGAGGUUAUCAGUAACAUAGAUUUCAUAAGGAAACGGAAGCCAACCAGUGAUUUAAACAUGAUGAUGGAUCAGAAAAUUUACACCUGUGAGUUUCUUCAGUGUCCUUACAGUGAACUACAUCUUGGUUUUCUUGACAGGACUUCCAGGGACAAUCAUCAAUUGACUUGCCCUUACAGAAGCUGUUCUUCGGAGUUUGGAGCAUCAAAUUUCCAUCAUGAUGUUAAACCUAUCAUAUACCCUCAAUCCUUUGGUCAAACCAAGCCAGUUCCCCCACCAGUUAACUCCGGCACACCGUCCUUUGAUCUAUGUGGACUUGGUGUCCCUGAAGAUGGGCAAAAAAUGAUAACUGACCUAAUGUCCACAUAUGAGAGCAAUGUUCAAGGAAAUAAGAAUGUAAGUCCCGGCAGUGCUCCCAUUGAAAAUCAGAAUCAAACUCAGCAGCCAAAGUUUCAGCAUCAACAAGAAGAGUAUUUCCGCAGUCAAGGAGUUGGAUUGGAGGGGAAUCACCAGGUCUUUUCUCAAGAUGAAGGUCUAUUUGGCCGUUUUAAGGCUUUGAAUCCUCCAUUUGAGGGUAACCACAACAACUGCAACAGCAACGGCAAUGGCAACUUCCAGUUGAUGUUUGGAUCUCCAUUCGACUUGUCCACGUUCGAUUACAAAGAAGAUCUUCCUGCUCUUGCAAUGGAGAAACAGCAGCAGGAUGUUUCGUUGUGGUACUAAUGAAAGCGCUUAAAUGUAUCCCCUCUUGUCUGUGAAGUUGUUUUUUUAUAGAGUUAAGAGACUCCUUGAUUCUGCUUGAUCAAGUUGAACUUGGCUGGAUCUGUUGUUAGUUUUUCUACCUUUCACUUGUAUUCUUAUAUGAUUUUUAGAAUUAAGGUUAGAAAAAAAAGGCCUUAGCUUCAUCAAAUAAUGGAUGUGUGAUGAGGGUCUUACAAGCUACACUGUUGUUUGUUAAUUUUAUGUAUGUUAUAUAAAUAAGUUAGGUUA